Molecule: messenger RNA, 2608 nt
Organism: Schistosoma curassoni
Lineage: Eukaryota; Metazoa; Platyhelminthes; Trematoda; Strigeidida; Schistosomatidae
Source: the annotation of a GenBank genome assembly
AAACGUUCGAAAUAACUACGAUUACAAUUGAAGUGACUUGAUAUGACAAUUUAACUUUUUCUUAGCAUUGUAUUUUGAAUCGUGAUCUUUAAUAAGUCAUCUAUUAUCUUCAUUCAAACAUAAUUAUUUAUUAGAUUAAUAUUAUAUAUUGAAACGAAUGUCUACAGAUACAUGGAUAUCUUCACAUUGUGAACUUAAUCAUCUUACUGAUAUGGCACCAUCAUCAUCGUCAUCAUCAACUAUCUCAUCAUCACCAUCAUCAUUGUCAUCAUCAUCAUUAUUCAAUAUAAACGUUAUGCAACAAUUUUCAAAUGUAUUUAAUAAAUUUUAUUCAUCUGAAAUAAAUUCAUUCAUUUCUACAAAAUCUAAUGAUUCAUAUCUAUAUACUACUAAUUAUUUAAAUCAAACAGUAAUGAAUAAUAAUAUAACUAAAGAACAAACAUUACAAGAGAAUCAUUUACAAAAUGUUCAAGAAAUAAUUUAUAAAUUUUUAAAAAUAUUUCCACAAUUUGAUCUAUUACAAAAAUCAAUAAACAAUCAUGAAACAUCUUCAGAAAGAUCUAUACAAGAUUUAACAAUGAAUCGUAAUGGACAAUAUGAUUUAAAUAUAUCUGAUUUUAAUUGUAGUAAUACAACAUUAGGUACAUUACCAAGUCCAUCAGAAAAAUCUAGUCCAUAUGAUUCUAGUUUAUGUUAUCAGCAAAUGAAUCAUCAAAUGAAUGAUCAUGAAAUUGAAGAUCCUAAUGAUUAUCAUAAUAAAUUGGAUAAAGAAGAAAAACUUCAGAAUAGUAAUGAAGUCAAUGAAUUCAAUUGUACAUUAGAUCAUAUUAAAAUGAAUAAAAUAAAUAGUUUAUAUACUACUGUACCAUGUGAUACAGGAUUAAACAAUAUAUUUAAUAUGAAUAGUAAUAUAAGACAAGAUUAUAGAUCCCCUACUGAAAACCUAACAAAUCAUUUGCCCUAUCAAUAUGAAAAUUCUUUGAAAUAUGAUCAUGAACAGUCAAAUAAUGAGCAAUAUGCUAUUAAUUUAUCUAUGAAAAAAGCAAAUCUAAAUCAAACACUACCUACUUCACAAUCUGAAAUGAUUCAUCAUAAUACAGAAACAAAUGAUCAUUCAUUGUCAAAUCCAGCAGUUUAUGAAUAUUAUACUAGAUUAAUGCAACUUAGUUAUAUUGAAUGGUUUAGAUAUCUCGUUUGUCAGUCACCACAAAUAACAGGAAAUUCUUCUACCUCAAGUCCUAUACCCCAUUUAAUUCAAAAUAACAAUAUUUAUUAUCCAAACAAUGAUAAAUCCUGUGAUUUUAAUAGUUUAAAUAAUGUUAACAAUACUUUUCGAAGUAACCACUCUUUAAAAGAUGUUCAGAAUAUAGAUAGAUUAGCAUUUCAUCAUUCUAACGAACCUCUUUCAAUUAAUUCAGAUAUUUUAGGAUCAACUUAUUCAUCAUAUGAUUUAACUAAUUUUCCUUGUAACUUACAGUCUAAUUUCUCAUUGAAUAAUCAUCAAAAUGCUUUGUUAAAUCGUCUUUCAACUAUUACAUCAACAACACAUUCAUUACCAUCUUAUUCACCAAUACGAAUGACCAAGUCUGGCCUUCAAUCAAUGACAAAAGAUGUUUCAAAGUUAACAAAUAUUUGUAAUAUGAAAUCAAAGAUCUAUUCUGGAAAUCCAAUAAUUUCAAAAUAUUCUAACACAAAAAGUACUGAUCGUACAUUAAUUAUCAAUGGACCUAAUAGUUAUGCUUGUAAACUUUGUUCCAAAGUUUAUUCACAAGCAUCCGCAUUAAAAAUGCAUGUACGUACACACACAUUACCAUGUCGAUGUACACAUUGUGGUAAAUCAUUUUCACGUAAAUGGCUCCUUAAAGGACAUGAACGUACACAUACUGGUGAAAGACCAUAUUCAUGUAGUGUUUGUAGUCGAUCAUUUGCAGAUCGAUCAAAUCUAAGAGCGCAUAUGCAAACACAUCAACGUGAAAAACGUUAUUCAUGUCCACAUUGUCCACGUUCAUUUUCACGAAUGGGUCUAUUGAAUAAACAUAUGAUACAAUGUACUCAAAAUAUCGAAUCAAACAAUAGUAUUAACAAUCGAAAAAAUAACAACACAAUGAAACUAUCAAAUUGUUAUCUUCCUAUCAAAUUUUCCUGAUCCAAAUAUCUAAUUUAAUUAUCAAUAUUUUAUUUAUACAAUGAACAAUUUACAAUUAGAUAAAAUACUUUACUAAACACUUAUAUGAAUACCUCUAUUCACUGUUAAACACAUAAACUUAGAUAAGCUUAUCAUAAGAUAAAAUGUAUAAAGUAGAUUUGUAGAUAUAUUUUCAAUUAGUCUAUAAGUAAUAUAUGUACACAUGUAUAUCUGAGGAUUACCCCUCCUCCUCCUCCUCCUCCUCCUCCUCCUCUUCCUCCUUUGUUUCCCAUUUUAACCUCAUUACAAGAAAUUGUAGACCUCUUUUUCUUAGAGAGCUAAUUGUACUUAAGUUGUUUCAUUGUAUUACAUAUGAAGAGGAAAAAUUCUGCUUCAUUUACUUUAUAUCAAUGUACAGAUACAAAAAAAAACCUGUCAUGAUUAUUAUCUACUUAUGUGAAAUAUAAAAUUAAUUUUUAAAGA